Molecule: messenger RNA, 1215 nt
Organism: Paraglomus occultum
Lineage: Eukaryota; Fungi; Glomeromycota; Glomeromycetes; Paraglomerales; Paraglomeraceae
Source: the annotation of a GenBank genome assembly
AUGCAAGCCAACACAACCAUGCUAGCUCAAUUUCGCCUGGCACUUCAGGCAGAAGACGGUAACAGGCUAGCACAACUGCUGAAUCUAUCAGGCGGGCACACAAAGGCUUUGGCAAGAGCACUGGAGAAAGGGCAUACCAAGAAAGCGGAAGAUGAUGCUCGUAAACUUUUGGGCUCCCCCUGGGAUGACGUAGUAGUUCAGCAUCUGAGAGUGUUGUUGAACAAACAGAGAAGAAACUACGCUGCAGCCUUUGAGGAACAACACACCUUAGUUCACAAAUAUGUCAACAGGAGUUUUCUUAGAAUAUUUAACAAUCUUUCCCGUUGGUCUUUACCCGUCUUAUAUGUAAUCAAUUGGGAUCUACGGUCUCUGGGCAUAGAGGCAGAUGCGGAAUCGGCUAGUCGAGGACAGCCCGGCAAGUGUCUUGAAGUUGCCGCUCGUGCAAUCAACAAGUCAUUUAGUACAUGUAUAACGGAUAGAGCGUCAAUAAGCGCAUCACGGAAAUGGGGAACAUACUAUGUUGGAAAUCUCUUAUUUAAGACAUAUUUUAAGUUGAAACAGCAAAAUUUGUGCAAAAACGUGCUGCGAGCAAUAAGAGCAUCAACAGAUUUGCCAGAGCUAAGCCAAUUCCCAAAGUCUCAUCAAGUUACAUUUCAUUAUUAUCAAGGGUUAUUAUAUUUUCUUGAAGCCCAAUACAAGCAGGCAGAUGAGCAUUUUACAUCAGCAUUUCGAAAGUGCCCUAAACAAUUUUACAAAAAUAAGGAGUAUGCAUUGGAUAUUGUAGUUGAUGUCAGUUUUACCAAAAGGAAGCUUCCAUCAUCGUCACUACUGGAUGAAUAUCCGAGUCUAAAGGCUUUGUAUUGGCCGUUCAUUGAUGCUAUAAAGACGGGAAAUAUUAAAUCGUUUGACAAGGCGCUUUCUGAUAAGGAAAAACGCCUGAUAAUACAGGGUACUUAUUUCAAUGUUGAAUUAGCAAGAGAAAUUGCCAAGCGAGUGUUGUUUAAGAAAGUUUGGCUAAUACAUAACAAACAAUCCAGAAUUCAUGUGGGACAGUUUCAAGCUGCUUUAAGGUUUGUUGGCAUGGACGUUGAAAUGGCAGAAGUGGAAUGGUAUUUAGCUACUGCGAUCGCCAAGGGAUAUAUUAGAGGAUAUUUAUCACAUGACAAAUUAACUGCUGUAUUAAGUGUACAGAAUCCAUUUCCUCGGCUUGAUUAG